Messenger RNA from Corvus hawaiiensis (hawaiian crow), 6398 nucleotides. It is a transcript of the gene MAGI3, whose product is annotated as membrane associated guanylate kinase, WW and PDZ domain containing 3. Gene Ontology annotation, biological process: signal transduction. Gene Ontology annotation, cellular component: cytoplasm. Gene Ontology annotation, molecular function: protein binding. Lineage: Eukaryota; Metazoa; Chordata; Aves; Passeriformes; Corvidae. The transcript has 21 exons. The record is from RefSeq and is a predicted model, not a curated record. Bases 58 to 4434 code for a protein of 1458 amino acids.
CGGCCGGGGCGGGAGCGGCGGCAGCGCGGGGUGGGUAGCGUCGCCCCGUGUUGCGGCAUGUCCAAGACGCUGCGGAAGAAGCGGCACUGGCUGAGCAAGGUGCAGGAGUGCGUGGUGUCCUGGGGCGGCCCAGCGGGCCCCGACCCCGAUCUGCUGCGCGGCGGCGCCGAGCGCGGCGAGUUCCCGUACCUGGCGGGCCGCCUGCCCGCGGGCGGCGAGGGCGCGCCGGGCCCCGCGCUGCUCUCGGGCAAGGCGCCGGCACCGGGGGACGUGCUGCUGGAGGUGAACGGUACCCCGGUGAGCGGCCUCACGCACCGCGACACGUUGGCCGUGGUGCGGCACUUCAGGGAGCCCGUGCGCCUCAAGACCGUGCGCCCAGGAAAAGUUAUCAACAAGGACUUGCGCCACUACCUGAGCCUUCAGUUCCAGAAGGGCUCAAUAGACCACAAACUCCAGCAAGUGAUCAGAGACAAUCUCUAUUUGAGAACCAUCCCUUGCACUACAAGGGCUCCCAGAGAUGGGGAGGUCCCUGGGGUAGACUAUAAUUUCAUUCCUGUUGAGCAGUUUAAAGCGCUGGAAGAAAGUGGAGCCUUGCUAGAAAGUGGAACAUAUGAUGGUAAUUUUUAUGGUACUCCGAAGCCUCCAGCAGAGCCCAGCCCCUUUCAGCCUGAUCCGGUGGAUCAAGUUCUUUUUGACAAUGAUUUUGAUACUGAAUCACAGAGGAAAAGAACCACAUCCGUCAGCAAAAUGCAAAGGAUGGAAAGUUCUCUCCCUGAAGAGGAGGAAGAGGAAGAAAAGGAAGCAGUUAAUGGCAGCGGAGGGAUAGAAAACAAAGAAAAACAUUCAGAUUCUCCUGACUGGACGAAACCUGUUCCCAGCUACAACCAGACAAGCAGCAACAUGGACUUCAGAAAUUAUUUGUCAAGGGAUGAGACGCUGGAACCGCUACCCAAGAACUGGGAAAUGGCCUACACGGACACUGGCAUGAUCUACUUUAUCGAUCACAACACCAAGACAACCACAUGGCUUGAUCCCCGGCUCUGUAAGAAGGCCAAAGCUCCUGAAGAUUGUGAAGAUGGAGAACUUCCUUAUGGAUGGGAAAAAAUAGAAGACCCUCAAUAUGGGACAUAUUACGUUGAUCAUAUUAACCAGAAAACUCAGUUUGAAAAUCCAGUAUUGGAAGCCAAAAGGAAAAAACAGCUAGGACAGACUGAUGCUGGGCCUUCCAAAUCAGGACCAGGGAGGUCUGUCUUCACUCGAGAUCCAUCCCAGCUUACUGGAGCACUUAUAAGGACAUCCUUGAAAAAAAGUACCAUGGGAUUUGGCUUUACGAUCAUCGGAGGGGACAGGCCUGAUGAGUUUCUCCAGGUGAAGAAUGUGUUAAAAGAUGGGCCCGCUGCACAAGAUGGGAGAAUUGCUCCAGGUGACGUCAUCGUGGACAUAAAUGGAAGUUGUGUUCUUGGCCAUACCCAUGCAGAUGUUGUCCAGAUGUUUCAGCUCAUUCCCGUCAAUCAGUAUGUGAACAUGACUUUGUGUCGUGGGUACCCUCUUCCUGACGACAGUGAAGACCCCGUGGUGGAUAUUGUGACAGCCACACCUGUCAUUAAUGGCCCGCCGGUGGCCAAGGGAGAUACUUCCGUGUCCAGCCAAGAUUUAGUAGCAGGAACAGUUGUGUUGGACCAGAAUGGGAAAAUGUUGGUCAACGGUCGCCUGAACGGCCCUUCCGUGGAUUCAGCAGAGCAGAGGGUUUCCUUUGCCUCCUCAGGAGGCUCUCAGCCAGAGCUGGUCACCAUCCCUCUGGUCAAAGGGCCUAAAGGCUUUGGGUUUGCCAUUGCAGACAGUCCCACAGGCCAGAAGGUGAAGAUGAUUUUGGACAGCCAGUGGUGCCAAGGCCUACAGAAAGGGGAUGUCAUCAAGGAGAUUUGCCAUCAGAAUGUGCAGAGCUUGACCCACUUGCAGGUGGUGGAGGUGCUCAAGCAGUUUCCAGUAGGAGCAGAGGUGCCCCUGCUUAUCUUAAGAGGAGGUCCCCCCUCACCUACUAAAGCUGCCAAAGGGAAGGACAAGCAGGACAGUUCAGGGAGUUUGGAAGCUGUCAGCGAUACCAUUCCACAGCCGAUGCCCUUCCCGCCCUCUGCUGUGCGACCAGGCUCUCCUAAACUGGACCCUUCCGAAGUCUACCUGAAGUCUAAGACAAUUUAUGAGGACAAACCUCCAAACACAAGAGAUUUAGAUGUUUUCCUGAGAAAACAAGAGUCAGGCUUUGGUUUCCGGGUGCUUGGAGGGGACGGACCGGAUCAGCCUAUUUAUAUCGGAGCCAUAAUCCCAUUGGGAGCAGCAGAAAAGGAUGGGAGGCUGCGUGCAGCGGAUGAGCUGAUGUGCAUCGAUGGAGUCCCUGUGAAAGGGAAGUCACACAAGCAAGUUCUGGAUUUAAUGACCAGUGCCGCACGCAAUGGGCAGGUGCUGCUCACUGUCCGGAGGAAGAUCUUCUUCAGUGGGGAAAAGCAGGCGGAGGAGGAGGAGCCACAGCCCGUCCUGGCACAGAACGGCUCUCCCCGGCUGAACCGUGCAGACUUUGCCAACCAACCGUGCCCGGAGGUCUACGAUGUCCGUCUGCAGCGGAAGGAGAACGAAGGAUUUGGCUUUGUCAUCCUCACCUCCAAGAACAAACCUCCUCCUGGGGUGAUUCCUCACAAGAUCGGGCGGGUUAUCGAGGGGAGCCCGGCUGACCAGUGUGGGAAGCUGAAGGUGGGCGAUCGAAUCUCAGCGGUGAACAGCCAGUCCAUCGUGGAGCUCUCCCAUGACAGCAUCGUGCAGCUCAUCAAGGAUGCAGGCAACGUGGUGACUCUCACGGUGGUCGCUGAGGAAGAGCAACGCGGUCCUCCAUCCGGAACAAACUCGGCCAGGCAGAGCCCGGCUCCACAGCACCGACCGCUGGGAUUGGCACCGAUCAACCCUGACAGGGGAGCUACAGAAGGUGAAGCUGGAAAAGAAGUUUCUAGUAGUUACCGGCUGUCCUGGCCCGAGCACAAGCACAUGGCACAGCUGGAUGCUGCUUCAGGUGUUGGCAGCCGUUAUUCCCAGAAUCCUGGCUGUUUCCCAGUGGAGUUGGAAAGGGGCCCUCGAGGGUUUGGAUUCAGCCUCCGAGGAGGAAAGGAAUACAACAUGGGCUUAUUCAUCCUCCGUCUGGCUGAGGAUGGGCCGGCAGUCAAGGAUGGGAGAGUCCAUGUUGGUGACCAAAUUGUGGAAAUUAAUGGAGAACCUACCCAAGGAAUCACUCACACACGAGCCAUUGAGCUGAUUCAGGCUGGAGGAAAUAAGGUGCUGCUGCUGCUGAGACCAGGGACUGGAUUAAUACCAGAUCACAGUGAUUGGGAUAGCUACAGUCCUGCUUCAUCAAAUGUAAUAUAUGAAGAACAGAUACCAUUAUUAUCUUCAUCUUCCCAUCCUGCUUCCCCAUCUGAAAUGUGUUAUUUAGCAGUACCAGGAGAAGCUUUAACCAGAGUUCAGCUGUCUGAGGAACUGGAACAAGCAGAGAACAUUGUGCCUGACAAGAUAAGCACUUUAACUGAAAACCAGUGUGAGAGGAAGCCUCAGUCUUCUCCCCGGAGAACAAAGAAGAGAUGGGAAUGUCCCUCGAGCCCUGGGUUUGGAGUCACUAAAGCUAGUUCGGAAGCAAGGACCGGAAGGGACAGAUCUGCCAGUGCAGCAAAGUCAGGGGCUGCUGAAGGAUACUCUCACAGCCCCGGGAAAGGGGAUCCUGAAAAAAACAAUCUCUCACAUAAAUCUGACAGUUCCAGGAGCGAGAGUAAAACCACAGAAACAGGGAUGGAGAAGAGCGACAAAAGAGAGCGUUCCAGUGGAAAUCGAGGAAGGUCAGCUAGUCCCCAGAGGCAUCUCGGCGAGCCAGGAAGUGCGGGAACGGGGGGAAGGAUACGAGGUAGAACAUCGAGUGGUGACAAGGCAGCUGCUGAGCAGUUGAAAGGUGAGAAUGGUAAACUGGGAGUCACCAGGAAAGAGAUGAAGCAGAAGACCCCAGGAAAGACAGAAGGGUGUUCUGCAGAGCAACAUUACCCAGCAUUUGGUGGGAAUAGCCUUCCCUUCAGGGACUCCAGGAGAAAUGCCUCCGAGGAUGAUUUAUUAACCAAGUCCAGCUCCGGAGACACAGGUUCCAGCAGGUUCAAAACCUCCAGCCUUUCCAAUAUCCCACUGCUUUCCAUGGAGAAACAAAGGAGGGUGGAAACACAGGAGGCUCUUACGCUGAACAGUCACCGUGGAGAGAGACACGUGGAGCUGUCCAAUGAAACCAAAGAUGGAACUUCCCAACCUGAGAGGAAUUCUCCAGUAAGGAAAACACCGAUAACUCCCGGGCCGUGGAGGGUCCCCAGUGGCUGUAAGGGCACCCCAGCAGCAGGAGUGCCUGGAAAACGGGUGUGACUGACUGAUGCUGAUUUUUAGAAUGUGUCUUGAUCAAUUUUCCCAUAAGGGUAAUGUAAAGCAUUGGUUCUUCUCACACAAUUGUCUUUUUUUUUUUUUUUUUUUCUCCUCAGAAACUGGUUAGAGGGGGGGAAGUGUUUGAUUUGUUCUUAAAGUAUCUAAGCUGCAUGAAGGACCUUUCAGAUUGCUUCGGUGAAACUCUUCCAUGAGCUGCUGUCCCCAUGUCCCUUUGCAGGCCAUGUCUGCUGCUCCCAGUGUUGCACUGCUGCAGCUUCCCCAAGUGUUGUGAACUCUGAACAAAGUUAUUUAAUGCCCCUGUUGCCAACGCCAUCCCGACUCACUUUCUGUUUUUGUGCCAAGCUAUCUACUGUAUCCAGUCAAUCUGAUCCUUCCCACAUGGAUUCCGGUCGCAGACAAGGCAGGUUUGGGCUGAAGUGGGUGUUUUCUCUAGAGCACGUUGCACAUUUACAUCAGGAAACCCACGUGUUCUUGCUGGAUCAGGGAGAACACGGGCAAGUUGAUUCUGUCAGUUCCAGGGCAGCAAAUGAGCUGCUGAUGCUGCUCGGUUCAUAUGUUUCCUGGAAUUUUUAUACCUGAUACAAAACCCUGUAGCUAAAUACCGUAUUUGACAUAAUUUUGUAAUUGUGCUUUUUCUGACACAGCAAAAUCACUUUAGUUCCUUGAUUCACAGGGAUUCUCACAUCCGUGAGAGGAAAGAAAAUCUGGGUUCUGUUAAAUAACACAAUUCCUUUGGUUUCACUCGUGGCACCGUGACGUGCUCAGCCUCGAUGUGGAGCUGAUACUGAAGUCCCAUCUUUAAUUAUUUAAUGCUAGUUGGGAAUUGGGUUUUUUCCCCUCUGUAGAGGUAAGAACUGACCUUAGGACAGAGUCAGCUGCCAGAGCAGCUUUUUCAGUGAAGUUCUUGCCUGUAUAGUUUAGGACUCUCCCCUAUUUACUAUGAAUGUGCGAUCAAGGAGUGUCAAUGACAAACAGGAUGCAGGAGAACACGACGUCUAUGGUUUGGGCUGGCAGAGAUACUUUAAAGAGGGAUGCUACCACCAGAACCUACUGACACAUCAGUCCCACAGCCAUAAGAACAACAGAAACUGAAGGGGUUUAUUUUAUUCACAGUUUUAGUGAUUAUUUCCUGACAUCUGAGAUUUUUAAUGACUGCAGGAAAGUGGUAAAAAGAGGGCCCUUGGUCCAGUUUGCAGGAGAAAGAUGAGUAAUGAUUGAGCUUUACUCACUCAAAAUGCAAACUAAUAGGAUUUACUCUUUGCAAGUCAGUAUCUCAUUUUGGCUUUGAAACGUUAAAUGCUUUUAAAGGCUAACAAAGCACGGUGAGGCACUUCUGAGUGGAAUGCUUCACGAGUACAGCUGACCACUCAGACAGCUUUUAAACAAAGACUUUGGGAAUUCAAAAGGAUUUAAAGCAGCUCUGAACCAUGCUGCUCUACACCGGGUGAGCCAUUGAGGUUUGCUGUGUAGCAUAACACGUACAAAUACUCCCUGGGUGGAAUAUGACUGUGAAAUAUUUAAUACUCUGAAGUAGCCUGUGUAGAUAUUACCCUGCGUUCUUCCCCAGAGAUUGGUUUAUGUUGAGCUGUGUGCACUCGGCCUGACCACUGAAUACAGUGACAAAUCCAGUCCUUCAAUUCCAGAUGAAUUAGCACCACUGAAAUCAUUUCCCUGCCAUCAACUCCCUUCUAUUUUUCUAUAUGUUAAUGUGACCUGAUAAUGUCUUACCUGUGUGUGAUUUCUCUUCCCAUAGACCUUGUAUCUGUACUUCAGUAUCAGACUUAGCCAUGUGGCCUUGGAAUGCUACGCAGUGUAUGGAUGUACUGGGUGUAAAUGUUUAUAUAUUGUACAGCACCUUUAUACAGACUUCUGAGGUUCUGACUAGAGAGAGACCUGUAAAUUGCUCAUUAUUUUUUAUAUAGAUAUUAAAAACAAACUCCAGUUCA